Messenger RNA from Coffea eugenioides, 3655 nucleotides. RefSeq names its product fanconi-associated nuclease 1 homolog. The record is from RefSeq and is a predicted model, not a curated record. Bases 117 to 3077 code for a protein of 986 amino acids. The transcript is spliced from 16 exons. Lineage: Eukaryota; Viridiplantae; Streptophyta; Magnoliopsida; Gentianales; Rubiaceae. Gene Ontology annotation, biological process: interstrand cross-link repair. Gene Ontology annotation, cellular component: nucleus. Gene Ontology annotation, molecular function: hydrolase activity, acting on acid anhydrides, in phosphorus-containing anhydrides; flap-structured DNA binding; 5'-3' exonuclease activity.
UUCACCUCAAAAAACACACACAACACACACUCGAAACAGUCCUUUCGCACCUCCUCCCUCCUCUUCUCUCGCGUUAUAGCUUCGAUUGGAUUGGAUUCAAUCGAAGACCGCUAUCAAUGCUGACCGGGCGAGAAAGUUUGAAAAGAUUGAUUGGCAAACGGCGUCGUUUUCUACCCAAUCGCCAUUCCAUCAUCUCCUCCGCUCUCCCUUCGCCUGAGAGCACAUUGAAUUUGUGGAAGAAAGAAGAGGUUGAUGAUGAAACCAGCUCGGGUGAUGAUAAAAAUGGUGCUCCGGAGCUGGUUAGUUGUCCGAUUUGCGGCGUCGAAGUUCCUGGAGACAAUGACGUCAUCAACUUUCACUUAGAUGCAUGUCUUGCUAGAGGGACUGAACCUUGUGAUGCUAUCGUCAGCAAUUCUCGUUUAGAUGCAUGCAUUGUUAGAGGAACUAAGCGGAAAUUAAGUCAGCGUACCCUUUUUCAGUUGAACUUUUGCUCAAGAUCCAAAGUCAAAGUUCAUUCUGUUGUGUUGGAUUCUGCUGAAGUUGCUGAUGUUGCUGAGAGUGAUUCAAUUAAUGGUAUUAGAUGGUACAGACAUCAUGGAUAUGAUGACACAGAAUGUUUUGAAAAAUGCAGUAGCAAUCAAGUGGAAUGGCCAUUGGAGUCAGUUGCUACUGGAAACAAUGAUGUAGCAGGUUAUGCAGAUAAGCCAGUUAAUGAUGAAGUAAUCGAGAAUGAUGUUGAUUCUCCUUCACUGCCUUCUGAAGGGAAGGUGUCUGAAAAAGAUAGGCAGGAACCCAUGGAGGAUGAUGAACUAUCAGAGUUGUCUCUUCAAACAUUCAUUGUUGGCAGAAAGUUUGCUGAUCAAACAGAGUUAACUCUUCAGACAAAGAUGAUCCUCUCAAGAGACCCUGAGAAUCCCAAAGAUCCAAAUGCUAUUAAGGUCGUUUCUGCAGAUCGUGGGUGUAAUAAUGUGAUCGGUUUUCUACCACGCAAGUUGGCUGAGCAUCUAUCUCCCCUAAUAGACAAGUUCCACCUAUAUUUUGAGGGUCAUGUGACUUCUGUUCCACAGCAUGCACUUGCUGUUGUCCCUAUUCAAAUUUUCUGUCAAAAUAAGUCAGUACUUGAUGGAAAAGAUUGUGACAGUUGGAAACUUUUCAAGUCCUUGUGGAGACAUGCUGUGUAUGCUGUUGAUUCUGCGAAGACUCGUCCUCCAGGCAUGACAGGAUAUCAGCAGAACCUUGUUCUAAUGAUACAAGAGGUUUUAAAGAGCCAUUCACAUCUUUUGACUGAUGGAGAAAAGACUUUCCUUGAACGCUUGACCUUGCUUUCGGAUGACAGUCAGAGGCUCUUUGCUCGGCUUUAUACAAGAAAAGGACCAUGGUUUAGGAUGUCCAAUAUCUCAUACACCGAGAUACUUGACUGUGAAGGGGCUAUCAAAGAACUUUCUGAAGCAGGCUUCCUAUGUUCCAUUGAAUCAGACAAUAAUGUCCAAGAAGAUGACUUAAAGGAGAUCUUGAAUGUACUGAACGUUGGUGAGCUGCGGGAACUGGUCAAUAGUGUCAUCGACGAGAAUUUUACGCGGACGUAUUGGAAGAGACAUAAAAAGUGCACUCCUGUUAUGAAAAAACAAGAUUUGAUUAGUUCACUUCUAUCUUCAUACAAGGACAAUAUCUGCUCCAACCUCCUGAGUUUGAUUUUACUAAAAACUGCAGUCUGUGUUCGAGUAACUGCAUCAGCUGAGUCUCUUAUUUGGCGAGCUGAGCGGCUAUUCUUCUUGAAUGGGGAGCAGGACUUAUCGUCAUUUUUACUUGUUGAUUUAGGAAUUAUUAAGUAUCCAACUUACAACUGUAUAUUGUCAGACCAUAUUUUUAGAUAUAGAAACGAACUGCUUUCUUAUGAGGAGGCAAUUGAGGUUGCACAAAUUAUGGAUGAAUCUCUGGAUUUAAAUAAUUCUGAGUUGGUUUCAAGGUGCAUAGAGGUUUCUGACCACCGCAUCUUCAAUCCUGUACAAGCAGUCCAAUCAUCAACUGCUGGAUCAAUAGAUACAUUUUUGUCAUGUUUUUCAGCUUCAUGGGUCUACUCUAAGGUGGUCUUGUUAGGUGUUUCAUUCCUUGAGCGUGAGCUGAGGUAUAUUGAAGCUAUCAAGCUACUAAAGCGCCUUCUGGUUAAUUUCAUUUCUGACAGAAGAAGGGGAUACUGGACACUGAGGCUAUCAGUUGACCUGGAACAUGUGGGACGUAUAAAUGAGAGUCUUCAAGUUGCUGAGGAUGGGUUACUUGAUCCCUGGGUUCGUGCUGGUUCAAGAUUGGCCUUACAAAGGCGGGUUCUACGACUGGGAAGGCCACCUAGGCGCUGGAGAACUCCUAGUUAUUCACAAUCUGUUAAAAGGAAGAUAACUGAGGUUCAUAUUCAAGGUAGACCAUUAAACAGUAAGACAGGAAUGAGGAGUAUAUUUUAUGGUGAAGAUGGAGAGCAAUGUGGAGUGGAAGAACUUGCUUUGCAGUAUUACACUGGAGAAGGAGGUGCAUGGAUGGGUGUCCAUACAGAGAGUGGCAUUUGGUUGACUAUUUUUGGGCUUUUGAUGUGGGAUAUUAUGUUUGCUGAUGUGCCAAAUGCCUUUUGCACCAAGUUUCAGACAGCUCCCUUAGAUCUGGAGACAGAUAGCUUUUAUGCAGCCAGAAAGAGCCUUAUAGAGGGAGUUCUGGGAAAGAUUAAUGAUGGCAUGGCAGAAGAAAUUCUUAUCACGUCAUGGGAGUUACAUGCAGGAACAGCCUGCAGGGGAGUGAACUGGGAAAAGCAUUCCUUGGCUGAGCUUCGUGCUGCUGUCACAUGCAUUGGGGGUCCUUGUCUUGCAUCAAUUUGCAGGCAUUUGGCUCAAGAUUAUCGGAGCUGGUCGAGUGGAAUGCCUGAUCUCUUGCUUUGGCGUUUUCAUGACAAUUAUAAAGGUGAAGCAAAGCUUGUUGAAGUAAAAGGCCCAAGGGACAGACUUUCUGAACAGCAGCGUGCAUGGCUGCUGUUUCUGAUGGACUGCGGCUUCAACGUUGAAGUGUGCAAAGUAACUGCUCCAGUCGUGAAGUAAAAUGUGUUCUUAUCACAGCGUAUUCCAUCAUACCAAAAUAUUUGUGCAACAUGUCAUCCUGCUCAGAGAGCUGUACGCCUGUUGAUCUUCAGAGGGAUAUUGCACUUAUCCCACGACUACAGCUGGAGAUGUAAAGAUUUAGUUCAACAUACGAUGAAGGGGUUGGCUCUCUGAACAAAUGCUAAGCCUACUUUUGGAGCUGUGCCUGUAAUUGCACUGCAAUGUUCAGAGACUUCUUCCCUCUAGGGUUGCUGAGAAGUCAUCCAGUUGUAACGGUAAAAAGUUAUUGCUUCAUCUCUUUUUAUUUUCUUCUUCCCAACCAAUCGUUGUUUUGCUGGUAACUAUUGUUUGACCGGCAUUUCACACAAGUGGUGCUCUUCCACCCUCCCUAUAACUUCUGAAGAAACUUCUCCAGUUUAUUGGAGCCACCUCAAUAAAUUACUACAAAGAUAGAAAGAAAAUGAAUUGUAAUUGUACCUUCAACUUGAAUUCUGUCACAUUGAAGCCAUACCGUGUAGUGAAGUCAUCUACAUUCUGUGCUGGUCUCUUGUAUAGAGUUGGCUUCUAAAUUCAUUAGC